Saimiri boliviensis boliviensis (Bolivian squirrel monkey) is the source of this 7919-nucleotide messenger RNA. The record is from RefSeq and is a predicted model, not a curated record. NCBI's taxonomy places the organism in Eukaryota, Metazoa, Chordata, Mammalia, Primates, Cebidae.
AACAUUCUCUAUAAUUGUUAAGCAGUAGCAAAUCUCCACGUGGGCUUGAUUAUUGGGGAACCUAGUGCUGAAAGAACUAGAAACACCUGAGUUAAUACACAAACCAGAAAAUGUGACGCCAUAUCCCAAAUCUUAAAUGUAAGGGAUUACCACCCCUGGAGUUACAGUUCAAUUACAAUAAAGCAAGGUAAUGACUUUACAUGAGUUUGGAACUGGUCUCUAGUGGGACAUUGUGGGAGGAUGAACACAGAAGAGCUGGAGUUAUUGAGUGACUCCAAAUACAGAAACUAUGUAGCUGCAAUUGACAAAGCACUAAAGAAUUUUGAAUACUCCAGUGAAUGGGCAGAUUUGAUAUCAGCACUUGGAAAACUUAAUAAGGUAUUACAAAAUAAUGCAAAGUACCAGGUAGUACCCAAAAAGCUGACCAUAGGCAAACGCCUAGCUCAGUGUCUACAUCCAGCAUUACCAGGUGGAGUUCAUCGGAAGGCACUUGAAACAUAUGAAAUUAUCUUCAAAAUAAUUGGACCUAAGCGACUUGCCAAAGACCUUUUUUUAUAUAGUUCUGGAUUAUUUCCUCUUCUUGCAAAUGCUGCCAUGUCUGUGAAACCAACAUUGCUCAGUUUGUAUGAGAUAUAUUAUCUGCCUUUGGGUAAAACACUGAAACCUGGUCUACAGGGAUUGCUUACUGGUAUUCUUCCUGGCUUAGAAGAAGGAUCAGAGUACUAUGAGAGAACAAAUACAUUGUUGGAAAAGGUUGCUGCUGCUGUGGACCAGUCAGCAUUCUACAGUGCCCUGUGGGGUAGUCUUCUCACCAGUCCUGCUGUGCGUUUACCUGGAAUCACAUAUGUUCUUGCCCAUUUAAACAGGAAGCUUUCUAUGGAAGAUCAACUUUAUAUCAUUGGCAGUGAUAUUGAGCUAAUGGUAGAAGCAGUAAGUACUUCGGUGCAGGACUCAAGUGUCCUUGUACAGAGAAGCACACUGGACCUCAUACUCUUCUGUUUUCCAUUCCACAUGAGUCAGGCCACUCGACCGGAUAUGAUUAGGAUCUUGUCAGCAGCCCUUCAUGUAGUACUAAGGAGGGAUAUGUCUCUGAACCGAAGACUUUAUGCAUGGCUUCUUGGUUUUGAUAACAAUGGUGCUAUCAUAGGACCCAGAAGCACAAGACACAGUAAUCCUGAAGAACAUGCCACUUACUAUUUCACUACAUUUUCAAAAGAAUUAUUGGUCCAGGCAAUGGUGGGAAUCUUACAAGUGAAUGGAUAUGGAGAAGAGAGCACUCUAAUGCAGGAUCUAAAGCCUUUUCGAAUUUUGAUCAGUUUACUGGACAAACCUGAGCUAGGACCUGUAAUUCUAGAAGAUGUCCUGAUUGAAGUGUUUAGGACAUUGUAUUCUCAAUGCAAAGCAGAGUUGGAUCUUCAAACGGAACCACCCUUCAGCAAGGAUCAUGCUCAGUUAAGCAGUAAAUUAAGAGAAAAUAAGAAAACAGCAGAGCUGAUUAAAACUGCCAACCUUCUCUUUAAUUCCUUCGAACCUUAUUAUAUGUGGGAUUAUGUUGCACGUUGGUUUGAGGAAUGUUGUAGGAGGACACUGCAUGCCAGACUUCAGAUUGGGCCUGGAGAUAGUAGCAACUCAUCUGAAUUACAGCUGACCAAUUUCUGCUUACUGGUGGAUUUUUUGUUGGACAUAGUUUCUUUGGAGACUUAUAUUGAAAUCCAGACAGAACACUUGCCUCAGUUGCUGCUCAGAAUGAUUUCUGCCUUGACAAGCCAUCUCCAGACAUUGCACUUAUCUGAACUCACAGAUUCACUCAGACUCUGCUCAAAGAUCCUUAGCAAGGUUCAGCCUCCACUGUUAUCUGCUAGCACUGGAGUUGUGUUACAGUUUCCAAGUGGGCAGAGCAAUUCAGUCAAAGAAUGGGAAGACAAAAAGGUGUCAGUUUCUCAUGAAAAUCCUACUGAAGUGUUUGAAGAUGGAGAAAAUCCACCAAGUAGUCAAUCAUCAGAAAGUGGAUUCACUGAGUUUAUACAAUAUCAAGCAGACCGAACUGAUGACACUGACAGAGAACUGAGUGAGGGGCAGGGACCAGCUACCAUCCCAAUUGGUAGCACAUCCUCUGAGACAGAAACAGCAUCCACUGUGGGAUCUGAAGAAACCAUCGUUCAGACCCCUUCUUUAGUCACUCAGGGGACAACAACCCGAAGUGGGAAGACAGCCCAAAAGACUGCAAUGCAGUGCUGCUUGGAAUAUGUCCAACAGUUUCUUACCAGACUUAUCAACCUCUACAUCAUUCAGAGUAACUGUUUUUCUCAGGUUUUGGCUACAGAGCAUCAAGGGGAUCUUGGUCGAGAACAAGGAGAGACUUCAAAAUGGGACAGAAAUUCACAAGGAGAUGUAAAAGAGGGAAACAUAAGUAAACAAAAAACUUCUAAAGAAUACCUUGCUGCCUUCCUUGCUGCCUGUCAGCUCUUCCUAGAGUGCUCAAGUUUCCCAGUUUACAUUGCUGAGGGGAACCAUACAUCAGAGUUACAUUCUGAAAAAUUGGAGACUGACUGUGAGCAUGUGCAGCCUCCACAGUGGCUCCAGACUCUGAUGAAUGCUUGCAGCCAAGCAAGUGAUUUCAGUGUUCAGAGUGUUGCUAUUUCACUAGUCAUGGACCUGGUGGGACUGACACAGUCUGUGGCCAUGGUCACUGGGGAAAACAUCAACAGUGUGGAGUCUGCACAACCCUUAAGUCCAAACCAGGGAAGAGUAGCUGUGGUUAUUAGACCUCCCCUCACUCAGGGCAAUCUGAGGUACAUAGCUGAGAAGACUGAAUUUUUCAAGCAUGUAGCUUCAACAUUGUGGGACCAGUUGGGAGAUGGGACACCUCAGCAUCACCAGAAGAGUGUGGAACUAUUUUAUCAAUUACAUAACUUAGUUCCUUCUUCUAGCAUCUGUGAGGAUGUUAUAAGUCACCAGUUAACCCAUAAAGAUAAGAAAAUAAGGAUGGAAGCACAUGCCAAGUUUGCAGUCCUUUGGCAUCUAACAAGAGAUCUCCAUAUAAAUAAAUCUUCAUCUUUUGCACGUUCUUUUGACAGGUCGCUGUUCAUCAUGUUAGAUAGCCUUAACAGUCUUGAUGGUACUACUAGCUCUGUGGGACAAGCCUGGCUGAACCAAGUCCUACAAAGACAUGAUAUUGCAAGAGUUUUAGAACCAUUGCUAUUGCUCCUGCUUCAUCCAAAAACUCAGAGAGUUUCAGUACAGCGCGUACAAGCAGAACGUUACUGGAAUAAGGCUCCCUGUUAUCCAGGAGAGGAGAGUGACAAGCAUUUCAUGCAAAAUUUUGCCUGCAGCAAUGUGAGCCAAGUACAACUCAUCACAUUAAAAGGAAAUGGAGAAAAGCCACUUACCAUGGAUGAAAUAGAGAACUUUAGUCUCACCGUUAAUCCAUUAAGUGACAGACUUUCCCUCCUAAGUACCAGCAGUGAGACAAUUCCAAUGGUUGUGUCUGAUUUUGAUCUUCCAGACCAACAGAUAGAAAUACUUCAGAGUUCUGACUCAGGAUGUUCACAGUCCUCUGCAGGGGACAACUUGAGUUAUGAAGUUGAUUCUGAAACUGUGAAUGCCCAAGAGGAUUCUCAGAUGCCAAAGGAAGGCUCCCCAGAUGAUGAUGUUCAGCAGGUAGUGUUUGACCUGAUAUGUAAAGUUGUAAGUGGCCUCGAAGUGGAAUCUGCAUCAGUUACAUCUCAAUUAGAAAUUGAAGCUAUGCCUCCAAAGUGCAGUGGUACAGAUCCAGGUGAAGAGAUGAUUAAAAUUGAAGAUGACUCCAGUCAACAGAGUCAGAAUGCUUUGCUAAGUAAUGAAAGUUGUCAGUUUCUGUCUGUGUCUGCAGAGGGAGGCCAUGAGUGUGUGGCAAAUGGAAUCUCCAGGAAUAGCUCCUCACCUUGUAUUUCAGGAACCACACACACUCUUCAUGAUGGUUCUACUGCUUCCACAGAAACCAAAUCUAGACAGAGGAGUCACAGUAGUAUUCAAUUCAGCUUCAAAGAAAAAUUAUCAGAAAAAGUUUCAGAGAAGGAAACAAUAGUUAAGGAGUCAGGUAAACAACCAGGAGCAAAACCUAAAGUAAAACUUGCCAGAAAAAAGGAUGAUGACAAGAAAAAAUCUUCAAAUGAAAAACUCAAACAAACCAGUGUAUUCUUUAGUGAUGGUCUGGAUUUAGAGAACUGGUAUAGCUGUGGAGAGGGAGACAUUUCUGAAAUUGAGAGUGACAUGGGUUCUCCAGGAUCUCGGAAAUCUCCCAUUUUCAAUAUUCAUCCUCUCUAUCAACAUGUGCUCCUGUACCUCCAGCUGUAUGAUUCAUCCAGGACUUUGUAUGCUUUCUCUGCCAUCAAAGCCAUCUUGAAAACGAACCCUAUAGCUUUUGUAAAUGCCAUUUCAACUACUAGUGUAAAUAACGCAUAUACUCCUCAGUUGUCUCUCCUUCAGAAUCUAUUGGCUAGACACCGGAUUUCUGUUAUGGGCAAAGAUUUUUAUAGUCACAUUCCAGUGGACUCAAAUCAUAAUUUCCGGAGUUCUAUGUAUAUAGAAAUUCUUAUUUCCCUCUGCUUAUAUUACGUGCGUAGCCAUUACCCAACUCAUGUCAAGGUUACUCCACAAGAUUUAAUAGGCAAUCGAAACAUGCAGAUGAUGAGCAUAGAAAUUCUGACACUACUCUUUACUGAGCUGGCAAAAGUAAUAGAAAGCUCAGCGAAGGGUUUCCCUAGUUUUAUUUCUGAUAUGUUAUCUAAGUGCAAAGUUCAGAAAGUGAUUCUUCAUUGUUUGCUGUCAUCUAUCUUUAGUGCUCAGAAAUGGCAUAGUGAAAAAAUUGCAGGUAAGAACAUGGUUGCUGUGGAAGAAGGUUUCUCAGAGGACAGCCUUAUUAAUUUCUCAGAGGAUGAAUUUGACAAUGGCAGCACGUUACAAUCACAACUUCUUAAGGUGCUUCAGAGACUGAUUGUUUUAGAACACAGAGUAAUGACUAUUCCUGAAGAGAAUGAAACAGGUUUUGAUUUUGUUGUAUCUGACUUGGAACACAUUAGUCCCCAUCAGCCCAUGACUUCUCUUCAGUAUUUGCAUGCUCAGCCAAUCACGUGUCAAGGCAUGUUCCUCUGUGCGGUAAUACGAGCUUUGCAUCAACACUGUGCAUGUAAGAUGCACCCACAAUGGAUUGGUUUAAUCACAUCUACUCUGCCUUAUAUGGGAAAAGUUCUACAGAGAGUGGUUGUUUCUGUGACGCUACAACUGUGCAGAAAUUUAGAUAAUCUAAUUCAGCAGUACAAAUACGAAACAGGAUUAUCUGAUAGUAGGCCUCUGUGGAUGGCAUCAAUUAUUCCACCAGAUAUGAUUCUUACUCUUUUGGAAGGGAUUACAGCCAUUAUUCAUUACUGUUUGUUGGAUCCAACUACACAGUAUCACCAACUUUUGGUCAGUGUAGACCAGAAACACUUGUUUGAAGCACGCAGUGGAAUCCUCUCAAUCCUUCAUAUGAUCAUGUCCUCUGUAACAUUGCUUUGGAGCAUACUGCAUCAAGCUGAUUCUUCAGAAAAGAUGACUCUUGCUGCAUCUGCAGCUGUUACCACUAUUAAUCUUGGAGCUACAAAGAACUUGAGACAACAGAUUCUUGAAUUGUUGGGUCCAAUUUCAAUGAAUCAUGGUGUUCAUUUUAUGGCUGCCAUUGCAUUUGUGUGGAAUGAAAGAAGACAGAAUAAAACAACCACCAGGACUAAGGUCAUUCCUGCAGCCAGCGAAGAACAGCUUUUAUUAGUGGAACUGGUUCGUUCAAUCAGUGUCAUGAGAGCAGAAACUGUUAUCCAGACUGUAAAAGAAGUUUUAAAGCAGCCACCAGCCAUAGCCAAGGACAAGAAACAUCUUUCUUUGGAAGUCUGCAUGCUUCAGUUUUUCUAUGCUUAUAUUCAAAGGAUCCCAGUGCCCAAUUUAGUGGAUAGCUGGGCAUCACUGUUGAUACUUCUGAAAGACUCUAUACAACUGAGUCUUCCAGCUCCAGGGCAGUUUCUUAUACUUGGGGUUCUGAAUGAGUUUAUCAUGAAAAACCCUAGUCUGGAAAAUAAAAAAGACCAAAGAGACCUUCAGGAUGUAACUCACAAAAUAGUGGAUGCAAUUGGUGCAAUUGCUGGUUCUUCUCUGGAACAGACAACAUGGCUGCGACGAAAUCUUGAAGUUAAGCCUUCUCCCAAAAUAAUGGUGGAUGGAACCAAUUUGGAAUCUGAUGUGGAAGAUAUGUUAUCACCUGCAAUGGAAACUGCAAACAUAACUCCUUCUGUAUAUAGUGUCCAUGCAUUGACAUUACUGUCUGAGGUUUUGGCUCAUCUUUUGGAUAUGGUUUUCUAUAGUGAUGAAAAGGAGCGGGUUAUUCCUUUACUUGUAAAUAUUAUGCAUUAUGUUGUGCCCUACCUCAGAAAUCACAGUGCACAUAAUGCCCCUAGUUAUCGAGCUUGUGUCCAGCUGCUCAGCAGUCUUAGCGGAUAUCAGUAUACACGAAGAGCGUGGAAGAAAGAAGCUUUUGACCUCUUUAUGGAUCCCAGUUUCUUUCAGAUGGAUGCCUCUUGUGUUAAUCAUUGGAGAGCAAUUAUGGACAAUCUGAUGACACAUGAUAAAACAACAUUUAGAGAUUUGAUGACUCGUGUAGCAGUGGCUCAAAGCAGUUCACUUAAUCUCUUUGCAAACCGUGAUGUGGAGCUAGAACAGAGAGCCAUGCUUCUUAAAAGAUUAGCAUUUGCUAUUUUUAGCAGUGAAAUUGACCAGUACCAGAAAUAUCUUCCAGAUAUACAAGAGAGAUUGGUUGAGAGUCUCCGUUUGCCUCAGGUGCCAACUCUCCAUUCUCAAGUGUUCCUGUUUUUCAGAGUGUUACUUUUAAGAAUGUCUCCCCAGCAUCUUACCUCACUCUGGCCUACCAUGAUUACAGAACUUGUACAGGUAUUUUUACUGAUGGAGCAGGAACUCACUGCUGAUGAAGAUAUUUCACGGACUUCAGGCCCCUCUGUAGCUGGUCUGGAGACAACAUAUACAGGAGGUAAUGGCUUCUCUACUUCAUAUAACAGCCAGCGGUGGUUAAACCUCUAUCUGUCUGCUUGCAAAUUUUUGGAUUUGGCUCUCGCAUUGCCCUCUGAAAACCUUCCUCAGUUUCAGAUGUACCGAUGGGCCUUUAUUCCAGAAGCCUCAGAUGAUUCAGGUUUGGAAGUCAGAAGGCAGGGUAUACAUCAACGAGAAUUUAAACCUUACGUGGUACGACUAGCAAAACUUCUUCGGAAAAGAGCAAAGAAAAAUCCAGAAGACGACAACUCAGGGAGGACGUUGGGUUGGGAGCCAGGGCACUUGCUGCUCACCAUCUGCACCGUGCGCAGCAUGGAGCAGCUUCUGCCAUUCUUCAAUGUGCUCAGUCAAGUCUUCAACAGCAAAGUCACAAGCCGAUGUGGAGGACACGCAGGAAGUCCCAUCCUCUACUCAAAUGCCUUCCCUAAUAAGGACAUGAAACUGGAGAACCACAAACCAUGUUCCAGCAAAGCCAGGCAAAAAAUAGAAGAGAUGGUAGAAAAAGAUUUUCUGGAAGGGAUGAUAAAAACUUGAGCAGCACUGGUGGUUCCAUUUAGCUUACAUGUAAAUGUAAUUAUUUAAAACAAACACACUGCUCUGAGUUGUAUAGUUUUUCCUUUUUUUUUUUUUUUGUAUGUAACAAAACACAUUUCAGGUUGUAUUUAAUUUAAAUAUUUGUAAAUAAGAGCAAAUGUCUGAGCGUGGCCUGAAUCAAGUUUAAAUAUAAGUUUAAAUAUUGGCUCAUAUUAAUUAUGGUGCCUAAGAGAGCUAUAUAUACAUGUAAAGUCCAUUGUUUUUAUUGUCUUGAGUUGUCUUAAACCUGCAAAAUAUACACUACACAUUUUUUU